GGCCGCUCACAGCUCGGCUCAGGCAGCAGCAACAGCAGCAGCAGCAGUAGCGCCAUGUCCGGCAGAGGCAAGGGCGGGAAGGGGCUCGGCAAGGGGGGCGCCAAGCGGCACCGCAAGGUGCUGCGCGACAACAUCCAGGGCAUCACCAAGCCGGCCAUCCGGCGCCUGGCGCGGCGCGGCGGCGUCAAGCGCAUCUCGGGGCUCAUCUACGAGGAGACGCGCGGCGUGCUCAAGGUCUUCCUGGAGAACGUGAUCCGCGACGCCGUCACCUACACCGAGCACGCCAAGCGCAAGACGGUCACGGCCAUGGACGUGGUCUACGCCCUCAAGCGCCAGGGACGCACCCUCUACGGCUUCGGCGGCUAAAGCGCGCAGGCAGCUCUCGGACCCUCUCGACACACCCCAAAGGCUCUUUUAAGAGCCGCCCACCUUGUCUUCAGAAAGAGCUGUGACAUUGCGUGUGUUGUUUGAAAGGGCCGUCUGCUGAAGUUUCUGUCUCUUAGUAGAGUCUUUGUAUUGUUAGUUACUGUUUCCUAAGAGCUUAUGGUAAUGGUGGUUUCAUGUUUUCCCUUCCCAAUAUUAAUUACAAAGUUGCUUGUGUUGUGUAAAAGAUUCUUUCUUCGGAUUUUUAAUUCCCCUGUGAAUGCUGAGCACGCCGCUAAAACUUAGUGUGCUUUGUGACCAAAACAAUGAUUUCCUAAUCACAAAUUUUUCCUUUUCACAGAACUAUGCGUAAUCUGGAAUACUAUUCAAUAUAUUAAUACUUACAACCUUUUCUUAUAGCUGAAUACAGGUUAUCUACAUUUAGAGAAAAAGGGGAAACUCAUGAAAAAAAUGAAAAUUCGUCCCAUAUGAAUGUUACCUUUCUGAUAAUAUUUCUAAAUAAAUUUUCUUAACUG
This is a messenger RNA of Cygnus olor (mute swan), 899 nucleotides long. RefSeq names its product histone H4. The transcript has a single exon. Gene Ontology annotation, molecular function: structural constituent of chromatin; protein heterodimerization activity; DNA binding. The record is from RefSeq and is a predicted model, not a curated record. Gene Ontology annotation, cellular component: nucleosome. The coding region runs from base 55 to 366 and encodes 103 amino acids. Gene Ontology annotation, biological process: nucleosome assembly. NCBI's taxonomy places the organism in Eukaryota, Metazoa, Chordata, Aves, Anseriformes, Anatidae.